AACCUAUCUAAAAACCAAACCUUCAUAUAUCGUUCUCUAUAAUUUUUGCUGCCGACGACGUUCGUAUUCUCCAUAUCGAUCGCACGACUGCUGCGUCUUCUCCAUCUCUUGCGCCUAUAAGUGAGUCUCCCUCUGGAAAAUGUCCCAGACUUAGUUUAACAACACAAAAUCAUAGAUUGAUGCAAACUUCAUUGAUUUUGCCAUGGUGGAACGUGGUUUUGCACAUUGUUGUAGUCCUUUUGCUAACGAUGGAACCUCUACUCAUCUGAACUUAUAUCAACACAGGCAAUAUGCAGGCUAGUGACAGGUUUAAUAUCAAUUCCCAACUUGAGCAUCUGCAAGCUAAGUAUGUGGGAACAGGGCAUGCAGACAUGAACAGAUUUGAAUGGGCUGUUAAUAUCCAAAGAGACAGCUAUGCAUCAUAUGUAGGGCAUUAUCCAAUGCUUGGAUACUUUGCAAUAGCAGAAAAUGAAUCAAUUGGAAGAGAACGCUACAAUUUUAUGCAGAAAAUGUUGUUGCCAUGUGGUCUUCCACCAGAAAGAGAAGAUGAAUAAGUGCAUCAAGUUCUUCAUGGGAGAUUUAUAGUUGUUUAUGAAAAACUUGUGUAGUAUCUAUCAACUAUCAACUUGAUGUAUGUUCUAUAUGAUUUAAGUCAUGUAUUUAGUGAUGAACAUUAAUCUUUGUUUUUUUUAGUGUUUUAUGUUGGGAAUAAGCUGUAAUUUUUCGUCUUAUUCAAAAAGGUGGGACAAUGAUUUUUUGUUUGUGCAAAAGACUUGAUUUAUCUUC
Messenger RNA from Lactuca sativa (garden lettuce), 786 nucleotides. RefSeq lists its product as uncharacterized. The record is from RefSeq and is a predicted model, not a curated record. Gene Ontology annotation, biological process: mRNA splicing, via spliceosome. NCBI's taxonomy places the organism in Eukaryota, Viridiplantae, Streptophyta, Magnoliopsida, Asterales, Asteraceae. Gene Ontology annotation, cellular component: U2 snRNP; precatalytic spliceosome.